CUGUCCGGCACCUGUUGAGCGGCCAGUCUCUCACACAAACCGAGAAAGCGCAGAAGAACCACUUUUAUGGAAUACAGCACAACUCCAACCCGAGUGGAAGAUGACGUCUUUCACGCACACUUUUAAGCCAGAACACCUCUUUGAUCCCUGGAUUAUUUUAUUAAUCAAUGUAGUUAUUUUUUUUAAAAAACAUGUUUACCCUUUUUGAUCACUUUGCGUUCUGUCUGUUUUUUUAAUCAUUUCUUUUUAAACAAUUUUUUUUAUUACUAUAUAUAUUGACAUUUUGGCAAAGUUUUUCACAUUCCUCCAGGCGAAUUGAUGGUGAAGAUUAUGCGGAUACUAGCGCGCGUCCGAGCGCCGAAGCAGCACCGGUGCCCCUGCUGAUCCCCGAGUCCCCCCAGUCCCCCGGAAGCCUCUGCCGCACCACCACUCCAACUCAUCCAAAUGAUCCCUCCAUCAUUCCUCAUCCUUCUCGCGUGGCUUCUGCAACCAAGUGGCUCAGAGGCUCAGUCAAGUCAUGUCAGCAAAUUUCACCCUCCAGGCGACAAGGAGCAGAACGGGGACCGCCAUUUUGGCCAAUACCGUCCUCUGCUGUUGACUGACAUUGACGUCACAACUGCCCUCAGGCUCGCAUUGCGAAUGUCACGUGACCUAAACCAGAAAACAGGCGUGCAGGAGUCCCAUCAGGAGAAGGUGAUCGCGGUGUCUGGAGAAGGGACGAUCCAUAGCCCGGAUUUCCCUCGCAUUUAUCCCAGGAACAUUGUGAUGGUGUGGAGACUGGUGGCGGCGAGCAACAUGAGGAUUCAGCUUUUCUUUGAUGAGCGGUUCGGCUUGGAAGACCCCGAGGACGGAAUAUGCAAAUACGACUUUGUGGAGCUGGAGGAUCCGAGCGACGGGAGCAUCCUGGGCCGCUGGUGCGGGUCGCAAGCGGCCCCCGCGGCCCACCUCUCCAAAGGCAAUCGGGUCCGCGUACGCUUCGUUUCGGACGAGUACUUCCCAUCCGAGCCGGGCUUUCUCAUCCGCUACGCCAUCCAGCCGGCGAUUCCAGCAGAAGCCGAAUCUCCGGACCUGCAGGAGCUGUCUGCCGCCGUGUCAGGCCUGCGGACGGUGGAAGAGGUGAUGAAAUACUUGGAGCCCGAGCGCUGGCGGCUGGACAUGGACGACUUAUAUAAACCUACGUGGCACGUUCUUGGCAAAUCCUUCAUCCAUAACAAGAAAGUCAGGGGAGGAGCUGACCUCAACCUGCUUUGGGAGGAAGCUCAGCUGUACAGCUGCACGCCACGCAACCUUUCCGUGUCACUGCGUGAGGAGCUCAAGCGGACAGACGCCAUUUUCUGGCCCAGCUGCCUUCUGGUGAGGCGUUGCGGCGGGAACUGCGCCUGCUGUGCAAACCGUUGCUACGACUGCCAGUGCCAGGCCGCCCGCGUCACCAAGAAGUACCACGAGGUUCUGCUGCUGAAGCACCGCAGCGGAGGCCGAGGCCUGCAGAAGUCCAUGACCGACGUGGCCUUGGAGCACCAUGAGGAGUGCACGUGCGUGUGCAAGGACGCCGAUAACGCCAACAAUAGCACACCCGUCGGACACGAUUAACGCCAAAUUGGACAAAGAAAGUAAAACCAAGAUGGGGACGGAUUCAAUCUCCGGAACGUCGUGGAAUAAAUACUGAGACUACAAAUUCCACCCGACUAUCUGGAGUGUUAGAAGACAAUUUGAGAUAAGGACUUGCCUAUUCUUCACCUUUUUGGGGGCUGAUAGUGUCAUGGAAAAUGGGAGCUUCUUUUGUUCAAGUGCUUUUGCUACACUUGCCCCUCCAAAAGUAUUGAAACCCCUUUAUUAUUGCGUACACUGCCUUGAAAUCAGCAUUUUUUUUUAUAUUAAAUAAAAAGUAAAUAAAUGAAAACGCCACGACUGGAGUGGAUAUAAAAAGGUGACACACCCCUGUUCACACAAAUUU
Molecule: messenger RNA, 1954 nt
Organism: Syngnathus acus (greater pipefish)
Lineage: Eukaryota; Metazoa; Chordata; Actinopteri; Syngnathiformes; Syngnathidae
Gene: pdgfc
Product: platelet derived growth factor c
Exons: 7
Coding region: 445-1590 (381 amino acids)
Biological process (GO): platelet-derived growth factor receptor signaling pathway; positive regulation of phosphatidylinositol 3-kinase/protein kinase B signal transduction; positive regulation of cell migration
Cellular component (GO): membrane
Molecular function (GO): platelet-derived growth factor receptor binding; growth factor activity
Source: RefSeq, a predicted model, not a curated record